Molecule: messenger RNA, 9685 nt
Organism: Eriocheir sinensis (Chinese mitten crab)
Lineage: Eukaryota; Metazoa; Arthropoda; Malacostraca; Decapoda; Varunidae
Gene: alpha-Catr
Product: alpha-catulin-like
Exons: 16
Coding region: 94-2589 (831 amino acids)
Biological process (GO): Rho protein signal transduction; cell adhesion
Molecular function (GO): actin filament binding
Source: RefSeq, a predicted model, not a curated record
GGGUGCUGGCACGGGGCACGACUCAGUCAGUGCCGCGGGCUUGUGUGUGUGACGAGGAGGGGUGCCCACGCCCAGCACACCACCACCACCACCAUGAUGGACCCCCACAUCAAGACCCGGUCGCUGGAGAGGUCCCUACUACCACUCGUAACGGAGAUCAGUACUCUCGUGUCUUCGCCGGGGGAGCGGGGCGGGGCGGGAUGCGACAAAACAGCGAGGGCCCUUCAGCGGGUGGGCCAAGCUGUCAAUGUGGCCGUCGACCGUUUUGUCACCGUGGGGGAGACGAUAGCAGACGACAACCCAGAAAUUAAGGUGGAUAUGUACGAAGCGUGCAAGGAGGCGCGAGCAGCAGGUCUGGCCAUCGAGAAGUUAUGCGAAACAGCGGAAGCGAACUUUGUGGUGGACGGGGGGGUGGGCGGCGGAGGGGGCGGAGGGGGCGGCGGCCGGCCGGAAUACCGCGCCUCCAUGAUCCGCGCCGCCCGCUGCCUGCUGUCCUCCGUCACGCGGGUCCUGCUGCUGGCCGACACGGUGGUGGUGAAGCAGCUCCUACUGGCCAAGGACAAGGUAACCCACAGUCUGUCGCGGCUGGAGAGCGUCACCAACUUUACCGAGUUCGUGAAGGCGUUCAGUCACUUCGGGGCCGAGAUGGUGGAGCUGGCGCACCUCACCGGGGACCGCGCGGCCGACCUCAAGGACGAGAGGAGGCGCGCGCAGAUGGCGGCCGCAAGACAAGUGCUCGACCGCUCCACCAUGAUGCUUCUUACAGCCUCAAAAGUAUGCUUACGUCACCCCGAGUGCCUGACCUCCCGCGAGAACCGAGACACCGUGUUCUGCCAGAUGCGCCGCGCCAUGGACCUCAUUCACUACGUGGUCAAGGACGGCGUGCUGGACUCGGUCAACGCCCACGGGGAGCCGAGAAUAAAUGGACAGUCCCCAGCAGAGUCUCCGGGUUCCCUCAGGACGCGGCAGCCUUCCCUUGGCUACACUCAGGAGGACUGGGACAACAACCACACCAUGUACGGCGCCAUCCGUCACCUCGAGGACUCCGUGGAGAUGACGCGGAUGACGCUCUUCGGGCCCGCUGUGAGAGACCGGCUGUGUCAGGCGGUGGACACGAUAUGCGAAAGGAUGCAGGACUUCACAGAUUCCGCCUACACGUCCCACGAACACCGUGAGAACAUCCUACUGCUCACCGACAGGAUACGCCUUCAGGUCAACCAGCUCCUACGGGUCGGCGUCAACCUGGAGCAGAAGGAGCCACCCUCACCUGGGGACGAGCUUGAGACAGCCAUCAACGCCGUGCUGACCGCCACUCGGGAGAUGAAACACCAGCUCCAGACCACGGCGCUUGUGCAGACCCCCUGGCAUGGCGUCACACAGGCGGAGGAGCUGGUGCGGGGGGCGUGCGAGGAGAGUGAGCUCAUCAGUGCUCUCAAGAACGCCGGCCUCGCCACCGACCAGGAGCGCCUCGACGAGUACGCCGAUCGCUUCCUCGAACACAUUGAACACAUACAAGAGGUGUGCAAGCUCCUACGUCACAUCGCCACCACCGACUCCCUACAAGUGGCCGCCAAGUACGGGGAGAUCAACCUUCGCAUCUACGGCCCACAGGUGGUGACGGCUGCCCAGACACUCUGCCUCUACCCAACCUCAAAGAUCGCAAAGGAGAACGUGGAAGUGUUUGCGGACAUGUGGCUCAACCUGGUGGGGGACGUCAAGAGCCUCACCAAGGACAUCGGCGACCAGAUCACGGCGGAGAACAAGCCGCCGGUCUACGUGUCCCUCCCGCGGCCUGGGGUCCAGCAGGUUGAAUCUGCUUAUCUGACUUCCCCCCAGAAACACGGCACCACCAGCAAGCCUCCCAAGCCCACCAAGCUCGACCAAGAGGAGCAAGCAAAGCUGGCAAAGUCUGGCCUCGACAUGAAGCUUAUAUCCUCAGAGGUGGACCAGGAGACGGAGAAGUGGGAGGAGCGCAUCACCCAGGACGAGGAUAAUGACAUCGUGAAGCGCGCCAAAAAUAUGUCCUCGAUGGCCUUCUCAAUGUAUCAGUUCACGCGGGGGGAGGGCGCCCUCAAGACCACGCAGGACCUCUUCACGCAGGGGGAGUACUUCGCGGAGGAGGCCAACAGGUUAUACAAGGUGGUCAGACAGUUCUCCUACCAGGUGCCUGCUGGUCCCCACAAGAAGGAGCUGAUGGAGCACCUCGACCAGAUCCCAACCUACGUCCAGCAGCUCCAGUUCACCGUCAAAAACCCGACGGUGGGCAAGGCUGCGACCUUCACCAAGGUGGACAAUGUCAUACAGGAGACCAAAAACCUCAUGAACGUUAUAUCAAAGGUGGUGACGACCUGCUUUGUCUGCGCCACCAAGUAUGAGCUGCGUCUCCCCGAGCGCCUGGAACUCCCCUCACUGGAUGACGUCCGCGCCUCUGGGCAGGGCAACACGAUCGGACAGUACAACUUGGACUUCCGAGGCCUCAGCCCUCGAGGACGUGGCAACUCCCCGUACCGGUCCGACGGAGAGGACGUGUCCGGCUCGGGCAACAACUCCGCCACGGGUGGGGGAUCAGGCUCGGAGGGGAACAUGUGACAAUUUGGGAUGGCCCGCCGGGGCAAGGGAGACGCUCGUAGGACGCGCGUCUCCUUCCUCCUCUUCUAAACAGGAGAGCGAGGACCCUGGCGGGCCGCGGGGAACACGGACAGAGAGGCGUCGCAGCCAAGGCCAGUCUGGGGCGGCAACAACUCCUUCCUCACUGCCAUCUUGUGGAGCAUUUAAACAUCUUUCUCACAGGUGCAUAGAAACCAUGUAUAGCCUUACUGACAUGGGCUAUGCACCUGUAAGCUGUAGCCUCGGGUCGCUGGUCACACGGCUCCUUGGACAGUGUGACGGCUGCUUCUACAUCUUUUUCAAGGUGUUGAGGCUGAUCCUGAUGGCUGCAGCUUAAGGUCUCCUGGGAGGCAUUCUCAGUGUAACAUUUCUGAUGCAUUACACAGAUUGUUCUACUUUGACAUGGAGGGCUAUGAACUAGUCUUACAGUUCCUUCAUAUUACAAUCUUGUAAACAAAGAACUUGUGCACUAUGAAGGCCGUCCAGCGAGCCAUUCCCAAGGCGAGCAGCAGAGGCGCAGCGCCCCUCUCGCUGCCGCCAGGAGUGUUGCCAAACUUGCUCCCCCCAGCACAGAGGCGUGGCUGCGUAAGUGUUCAGGGCCACACUUGCUUCCACUCAGGACUGUAAUGUAUUGUAUCUUUUGGUGCUAAAGAGAAAUGCGUCACUGUGUAUCCCGUGACGCACCGUGGCCGUCACAGACUCUACACGGGCCACCUUGAAGGACCUUGAAAAGCACAAAGGAAUAAACUAAAGCAAAGACUUGAGGCUGCUUUGUCAGUCAUCAGUGGUGGCAGCUGUAAUGAUGCUGUUCCUCCUCUUCUGCCUUCAAUCAUCUGUCUGCUUCCUCAUUUUAUCUUGCUUCUUUGUCUCCUCCUCUCCCCUUCAUCUUCCUUCCACUGUAAUAAGCUCCCCACAAGUCUGUGAACGGCCCUGACACCAGCGCUCUCUGUCUGUGUCCCCCCCUUAGGUUUAAGGUUCUAGUCUGAAAAGAAGCAAAAUUGGUGUUAGGACGUCAUUAGACUCAGGUUAUAAAAGACUUCUUUGAGGCCGCAGUGUCUGCCUAUCCAUGCAAGCAAAAAUGUUAGGAAAACAGCAGGAGUCAGUCCUGAGCACUCUGGGAUCAAUGCCAAGUUCUCCCGGCCACCGCCAACCUAAAUUGUGACGGGUGGUGGCCAAGAUGGGUUGUGCUCAUCUAGUUUUCUCAAAGGGGAAAGUGACAAUGGUUCAGUUUGAGGACUACAUAAAGAACACUUGCUACACCCACUGCAGUGCUAGACACUUUUAAAGACAGUAUUGGCAGCAUUUUGUAACACUCAAUUAUUUAUGGUUCACUCCUGUGGGACUUCACAUCCGGACUUAUUUUGCCAGUAUGUGGCAGGAGGCACAGCUUCCCUUACAACACACACACACACGCACACACCACUCUGAGAGCUCAGUCGGUUAAAGUACUGCACUGCCAGGCUUCGCGGCAAGGCAGGCAGAGGUUCGAGCCCCGCUCAGGCCUGGUUUUAUCCACUGACUAGGAGUGGUUGCUGUCCCCCCUUGAGCAAGGGGGACGGGGUGUGUGGUGUGUGAAGUCCUGGCAGUACCCAGAGAUCGACUAAUGAGCCUUGCUCUAAUCGGGAGGGUACUUGCUGGCGAUCGCGAGUCCAACUCGUGAUCAGGCCGUGGUGAAAUACACACACACAGACACACACACACAAUUAUUCUCACUUUUCCUUGUAAUACUGGUCUGCAGUGAAACAACUAACACAGUGAUAGCUCAGCUGUGUGUGUGGAGGUGUCGCACACGUCCACACCACUCACCACCCAGCAGAGCCAGAGAACAGAAUCACUGUGUUGUAAGGAGAACACCGCCCCUCCAGGCUCACUCUCCUCCCAGAACUCUCCCCUUCAGUCUGCGCUGUGAACGGCUGCACCGUGAUCAAACACAACCAUUGUCUAGUUUUACAUAUCACAGUAUUUCUUCAGGUUUGUUUACCACCGAGUAUUAUUUGGUGAAGACCAAUCGCGUUUUGACAUGGCAAAGUCAAUGAAAUAUCCCUUGACAUGGACUGCCCUUAAAGAAUAUAUUUUUGAGCUGCAUUAGUGUGUGCUUAUAGAUUUAAUCUUUACUUUUGUAUGUGACACAAGGCAAAAAAUGCUCCCUCGAUAAGCUGUUACCUUGUAUUCUGUUGCUUGCUUCUCAUUCCAAGGCUUAUUACGCCAUCUUGAUAAAUAAAACUUAUUUGCUCAAAAUAUUCAAUAAAUUCAAGUAUUGUUGGAAGGGUCUGCUCUCAUCUGUGGCGGGCAGCAGGAACAGGCCGGGGAGGAGCCAGACCCACACAGCAUCAGAUGACUGCUAAUCAGAUUUCCUGGCGAAGACGUUUGUUCCCGUAGCUACAACCCUUCCAAGAUAUAUAAGUGAAUCCAUAGUUGAUAUAUUGUUGUUGUAGGUGAGAUUUUUUCAGGGUAAUAUAUGACUAGCCGAGUCACUAUAUUUGUUGAUAUUCUUUAGGGAUGUGUACAAAAUAUAUGUACAUUAAUUUAACUGUUGCUGCUGACUAGCCAUUCCAUUAAAGACAGGGUUACACUGUAAAACCUUAUUAAUUUGGGCCUCCCCGACGAUCAACUUUGUACAAAGACGUCACAAAAACUGGAAACCGAUUCCUUUUUUAGUCUUACAAAAAGCAUCGGAGGACGGCGAGGCCCCAGCGCUGCACGCCGGCCUCCACACCACCUCAACCAAGGACUGUCUGGCGCGGCCCUCCAGGAGUGAGGCGCAGGCGUGUACAAGUUACUGAAGCGAGAGUGUGAGUUGCUCGAGGCCAAAUUAACAAGGUUCCUAAUGUACUGUGUUGCAGAUUGUUGAGUCCUCACACUCCCACUGAAGUGUCGUUCUGUGAUAACGAGUGAUGGAACAACCUAGCCUAGGUAGUGAACAUUUAUUAUGACUCCACCUGAGUGAAAGCAUAAUCUUUUCAUACAGACAGUCAAGACUCCUGAGGAUAAGCCAGGACAUAAUUAACAUAUAUUUAAUUUUAGUGAGGAAUUGUGGACACCUAAGUAAUGUUAUUAUAUACUACCAAUUCUGUUUGUGUUUCUAGAAAUAAUUACAUCAUCAAGUGAGAUGCAAAAUGAGUUGAGGUCCAGCAAAUAACCCGACCUCCUGGAGGCAGUGCUUCAGGCCGUGGCAGAGGUCCGGCCUGAGGCGUGGCAAGUUACCUGCCACACUCCUGGCCAACUCUUUGGUCUGAUCAGUGGAGUGAAGGUUGAUGUUCAGGCUUCCCGGAGUAAUUUAUCUUUGUUGAAAUGUUCAAACUAUGUUCAAGCCAAAUCAUUCCAAUGCUGCCCUCAUGUCGACUGUAUCAAUUUAAUUUAAAAAUCAAAUUUCAGUUUUCUUAUGGAAAAUUUGUUAAGUGCAGGAAAAUUCCAGCAAACAAACAAUUCCACGCGUCUUUAGUUCAUCAAUGAGCCUUGGUUGGGUGGACUGAGUAAUGUGUCUCCUGGCAUGACUCGCGCCAGCCGUGGGAUGUGAUGCAUUACUGUGAUCACAAUGAUGGAUGGUGUCUAAAACGUUGCAUCUGCCAAGCUGAUGAUUCAGAUUUUUAUCUUAACAUUUAUACAAAAAGGCUGCAAGCCACAAACUCCUGCAGGGGUACAGGCCGAGACUGUUCCCUGAUGAUGCUCAGAAUGGUGAAGCAGGCUGCUGCCGUGCGCCGCCGGAGGCUGGCCGGGUGGGAAACGUGUACGUUGAAAAUGGAGAUUAAUUAAUCAUUAUUGCAAUUUUGUGAAGUAUGAUGCAAUAUGAGUAAUGAGUUGACUUAUUUCACUGUGUAUUUAGGCACUAAUUACAUACAGCAAUACUUUAAAUAUAAUUAUCAUAUGCAUUGUUUUCUUCAGGGAAGAAGAAGCUGUUAACAGGAGUUUUAUCAUUUGUUGACUGUUUGUAAUAUAGGCAGUAUUUAUGCGAGAGGUUAUAUGCAUUAAAAUAUUCUUGCUACAGAGGCUAGGUAGCAGGAGGUGAUCUGUACACUGCAGUGACCUACGAGUCUGCUGGCGCGGAGCCGGGCAGCGGAAAUAGCUCACCACUGUGUGUUCAUUCAUACCUCAUGCCAUAAUGUGCAUUACGCUGAUGGUGUCACUGCAGUCAAGAGGGUUUGUGGUGUGCACACGACACACAUUUCAUCACGUCUCCAAACGCUUGUGAAGACCAGAACUCUAAGGCUUCUCCUCCCAUGCAGAAAACCUCAAAGAACUGAGAAGCAAGUCACUAAAGACAUCUAUGGUAAUGCUAACAACUCCUCCCUUCAGGAUGCACACUAACGCUCCUUUCCUUACUUCCUGCUGAAAAACGGUAUUGUUACAUUGGCUGAAUGGAAAGUACUUAAUAUUGCUGUUAUAAUCAAAGCAUCUCCUCGUGGAGUGGAAACAACGCAUGAAAAGCAGAGUUUGACGGAAAAAGUGCAGCUGUUACAAUCAAACCACGAGACUAUUACGUCAAAAUGCCUUUGUAUGAAAAGCUCUGUGGGAGGCUGAUUGUACAUGUGCUCCUAUCGUUCUCUGAAGCCAGUCUAGCAGCCGAGUGGGCGCCGCGGGAUGAGGUGAUGCCCCCGAGGCGGCGGCCCUAACCUAACUCGAGAGAGAAUCAAACAAAGAGUCCUCCGUUGGCCUCCCGUUCACCCUUCCAGUCCCCGCGAUGUAAAUCUUCCAUGCGUCAGUUAUCUGUUCACUGAUUGUUGUUGAUUUAGAAUAUUACUUGUUAGCCACUCCGGCCCCUUGCCCUCGGUACUACUCCAGCAAGCAUCGUCUUCAAAUACUCAAAACAGCAAUACCUAAUUAUUUCAUAUUGUUGAAUCAUAGUUAUAUUUUCUUAGGGAUAAUUCAAACAUCAUUUCAAGAAGAAAGUAAAGACUAGAAUAAUUGUGCAUCCCUUGAGUGCAGCAAAGUGAGCAAAAUGUCUAGUUAUUAUUUUUUGUCAUAGCUAUCAAUUAAGUUUGAUAACCAGUCACACCUUUCAGGUUGACAACUGGGUGCAAUAUAUAGUAUUACAUGGAAUUUGUUACCUCAUUAGUGGUAGGAAUCAGUACAUGGUUAAAAAGACAAAAAUAUUAGGCACUAAAUAGUUUUUUCAACCUCAAGUGGUGGCCAAGAAUUCUACUCUGCCAUGUCUGUGUUUGUCAUGUGCUUGUGAGAGAGUGAUGUGUGUUGCUGCACUGUUGCAUGAACAUAGGAAAUGAGGCUACUCUUCUGACACGUUUUAUCACUAAAAUCUCACCAAAUUUUUCACUUGCGUAACUUUUCCCUGAGUUGCUGUACAGCGCGCUUGCCUAGACCCCAGCGAGCACUGUCGUGUGCGCCGUGACGCCCACCAGAUGGGAACACUCUUGUUCGGGCAAUACUCUCCCACCUGAAAAAAGUUUACUCUUUAUUUUGAGGGAAUAGAAAAUCAAAAUACAUUUGUUUACAGUUUUGUGCUCAAAGUGCAAUAGGUUUUCUGUGUCUUAGUAAAGAAAUAUGUUUUGUAUGAAAAUUAUAUUUUUAUUACCAGAUUUUGUGUGGAAUUAAUGCUAUAUAAAUGACGGUUUUGCCUGAGCAAAAGUGGUUACACUAAAUGGCUGGUUAUGUCUUUGUGUUGGUGACGAGCCAAAAUGCACCGUUGGAAAUGUCAGCAAAUUCCAGCUCACUCGUGGCCAAGGGAACACUAGGCCCACAGUUGUUGUUUCAGUAUUUACCAAACUAAAUUGAAUUAAUGUAUUUGAAGUGUAGGUUUAUUUCAGGCACACAGAAUAUGUAUAAUGUGGCCCGAGGACUCACCCCAGGGAAAGUGUCUAGAAUCUGGCAUCUUCCUCUAGUGGGGUAAAUUUGGCUUCCCUGGGGUAAGUCUUUGAGCCUGUGUCGUGUGGUGUCUGGGGGGCGGCGUGGCGAGGCGCUCGCCACUCGCUCCCUCAGUUUUCAUAGUGUGUCUCAGUGUGUGUGCUGCCGCCAAGCACUCGUCUCCGGUAUUGUUGAGCUGUGUCCGCUUCUGUGCAAGGUGGUGACCGCCCCAGUGUACCAAUCCUCCAACACCACCUCCACCUCCACCAUCACCACCAACACCAUCGGAGAGGAACGGUGACUUCCAAAACCUAAUUUAAAAUCAAGCAUCGGGCAGAUUAUGGCGUUCCCUUUUUUUGACACUUUGUGAUUAUCAUCAUAUCAAAAGAAAGCUGACUGACCCUUCCAGUCAUAGAUCUAUUUUGACCUUUUCCCGAGACCUUCCCUUCCUAAUGAGUGGUUCCCUCGUAAGUUAUGUAAGAUAUUAUUAUCCAUACUUUAAUUUAUACUUUCUGACGAUGGUAUGCACUGGCCCUUCUGGGAAAGACACUUUGUGGAAGGAACAAACAGGCCGAGAAGCUGCCUUCCCUCCCCUGCAAGGCCUGAAAUGUUUUCUGAACUUUGUGAAGAAAGUGAACAAUGUCUACCACGUGAGCUUGUUUGUUCCAACCCCCCCCCCCCCCCCCCUGUCCUUCCCAAGACCCAACUGUCCACUGUUACCAUAAAGUUUCUGCAAAGAAGUGACCUUCUUGUGUAUGCGAUUCACUAAAUUUGGGGCAAUAAAAAUUACUUAGCGAAUGUAAAGACUUAAAUCCAUUCAAAUGUUUUAAAAGUUGGCCUGGCAUAUAUUACCAAAACUAACAAGUCAAAUAUAUUCUACUUUUCCUACUGGCUAUAGUAUAUACAGCACCAAAUUAAAUUGCUGUUAACUCUCAUUUACAGCAUACAAUACACAUAUUACUUUGCCAUCACUACUGUUCAGAUUUUCUUUCCCUCUUUUUUCCCUACUUCCCUGAGCACAUGUGGCCACCCUCCAUGACAAUAAUGAUCCACGCACCAGAAGGUCACGUCUUGUGCACACACCCCAGCUGUCGGACAGUUCAUUCAUUGUUGAGGCUGCAGUGUAAAUCUGGCGAGAAAAUCCCCCACCCGCCAAGUACCAUUAUUGUGUAUAAACAUAUUUGUUCAGCCGCUCCCUGGAUGUAAAUAGAGCUUGUUCACAUUAUAAACAGUAUUUCAUAUGUUCAUUAAAACGUGAGGUUAUAAUAAAACAUGAAAGAUA